AUGGCAAGCCAGUGUGGUGUAGUGUUAAAAGACGGGGACCAUGGAUUCAAUAAGAAUUUAUUCUGUGUCCCUAAACACUAUGAGGAUGAUCUAGAAAGGAUCGUCAUUCCUCAUGGGCUCAUUCUUGACAGGACAGAACGAUUGGCUAGAGACAUCAUGCAAGACAUGGGGGACCAUCAUAUUUUUGCCCUCUGUGUCCUCAAAGGAGGGUAUAAAUUCUUUGCCGACUUGAUGGAUCACAUAAAAGCACUAAACCGGAAUACCGAUCAAUCUGUCCCUAUCAGUGUGGAUUUUGUAAAAACAAAAGGCUACUGUAAUGAGACAUCAACUGGAACGGUCAGGAUUAUUGGAGAAGAGCUCUCUGCCUUUAAAGGAAAGAAUGUCUUAGUGGUAGAGGAUAUUAUUGAUACUGGCAAAACAAUACAAACACUGCUUUCCAAAAUAAAGGAGUAUGAGCCACAGAUGGUCAAAGUAGUAAGCCUGCUUGUAAAACGAACAAUCAGAAGUUCAGGAUAUAAACCUGACUAUACAGGGUUUGAAAUUCCAGACAAAUUUGUGGUUGGAUAUGCUCUCGACUAUAACGAGUACUUCAGGGACCUAAAUCAUAUCUGCAUUUUGAACGAGAAAGCCAAGGAAAAAUAUAAACUCUGA
Euleptes europaea (tarantolino) is the source of this 651-nucleotide messenger RNA. RefSeq names its product hypoxanthine-guanine phosphoribosyltransferase-like. NCBI's taxonomy places the organism in Eukaryota, Metazoa, Chordata, Lepidosauria, Squamata, Sphaerodactylidae. The transcript has 9 exons. The coding region runs from base 1 to 651 and encodes 216 amino acids. Gene Ontology annotation, biological process: GMP salvage; purine ribonucleoside salvage; IMP salvage. Gene Ontology annotation, molecular function: hypoxanthine phosphoribosyltransferase activity; magnesium ion binding. The record is from RefSeq and is a predicted model, not a curated record.